Symbiodinium pilosum is the source of this 1461-nucleotide messenger RNA. NCBI's taxonomy places the organism in Eukaryota, Dinophyceae, Suessiales, Symbiodiniaceae. The record is from the annotation of a GenBank genome assembly.
AUGGGCCGCCGUUUUGAACACCUUGGCCUUGAAGUGCGUGACGACGACAAAGGAAGAGGGCUGUACUGCACCCGCAGCUUUGCAGCAGGUGAGUUACUGCUUGUCGGUGCAGUUUGCUGUGAGGCUCCUCUUCUGGUCGGCCUUCCGGAGUUAUGGAAGAGCUCUUGUGCGAAGUGCUUCGCCACAGAAUUCGAUGAUGAGCUCCGGUCAUGCAAGGAGUAUGCGAGAGGCCACAAGGAGGACAACUGGCAGGAGCUUGUUUGCUACGCGCUCUCCAUCUCCCGGCUCCUCCGUUUGCUGCAUAGCGGUCUCGAUCCUCCAACUUCGCGAUGUGCUUCCGUGGCUGUGUCGUUGGACGACUUAGCAGAGUUGUGCACGCCGAACGAGGAUGUGUGGGAGGAUCUGGAAGGCUUUGCUGAACUUUUAGCUGCAUCCCCCUUGAACUCUUUGUUCCCGGCCGACCUCCAUGGCCCUGACCUGGCCACAGUGAUCAGCCACUGCUACGAGCAACUGGCCUGCAACAGCUUUCUAAUCUGCGGCCCUGCUGAGAAACCUGUUGGUCAAUUGUGCGAUCCCAUUUCAGGGCUGCUGAACCACUCGUGCAAACCAAACGCCGCAAUGGUGUGGCAGGUCCCUGUGAACGGCAGGACGCACAUGGUACGAUGUAUUCGUGAUCUCCAAGCCGGCGAAGAGGUUUUAAUUAGCUAUGUGGAUCCUUCGCGGCCAUGGUGGAUCCGCCAGCCAACUUUGAAGGCAUCAUAUGGAUUCAUUUGUGACUGCGUCGUUUGUGGAGAGAUCAACGCUUGGGAGCGUGCUGUGGGCUCGAGAGCGGACCUUCCCCUUCCUCCAGGCAUUACAGCAAGCAUAGCGGCCGUGACAGCAGCUGAUGGGACGGUCCUGCUUGUGAGCGAGGAGAAGACGCGCGGAGUCUGUGCAUUUCUCAACAGGGAAAUGGGUAUCGCAGUGCAGGCGGCAUCGGACAAAGAUAUCCGUCAUGUCGCAGAUGCUGCGAUCACUGUUGGAAGGCUGAGCGCGGCCGACAGUCUCCAACGUGGAGCCGCAGAGGCACAGAGAAGGAUUGAACAGCUCCGACCAGCCAUGCAGACUCUGUUACAGCUGCUCGGGCCACAACACAUGCUGCUUCGGGAGCUGACCAGUGUUCUCAGACUUGCUGAAGUUGCGGGAGACUGGAACAUUUGCGUGGACUUGGCUCCAGUUGUCCUAGCUUCCUUGGCCAUUACAGAUGGAGAAAUGUCCAGCAGAAAAGCUGACAUUCUUGCAAUUCUGGCCGUCGCAAAGCUGAGGACUGCCGCGGAUGAUGGUGCACUGCAGAGAGCUCACGCUGAGGGCAGACAUGUGUUCGAGAUGCUUGGGCGGUUUUACGGGGAGCAGCUGCCGCAGCAUGCGCCUCGCACUUGGCUACGGCAGCUGCUGGUCAUGGACCUGGACAGCAUGGAUUGA